Molecule: messenger RNA, 1653 nt
Organism: Solanum tuberosum (potato)
Lineage: Eukaryota; Viridiplantae; Streptophyta; Magnoliopsida; Solanales; Solanaceae
Exons: 3
Coding region: 1-1653 (550 amino acids)
Source: RefSeq, a predicted model, not a curated record
AUGGUUGAACUCAGAGUCUGCAAAUUCAAUUACCACCUGGGACGAUUUGGCACAGAAAUUCCUCAUCAGAUUCUUUCCAUCUGGAAAACAGCUAAGCUGAGGAGUGAUAUUAUGAGUUUUAAGCAGAAGGGUGGUGAGAACUUGUACCAAGCUUGGGACAGGUUUAAAUCGAUGUUGAUGAGCUGCCCUCAUCAUCAUCAAUCUAAUGAGGUGUUAGUCCAUACCUUUAUUGAAGGGUUGGAGCCUAACACUAAUAUUUUGCUUGAUUCAACUGCAGGUGGGCAUGCCUUAAAGAAGACUUAUGCAGAAUUGUUCACCUUGCUGAACCGGAUCUCUAAGGGUAAUUCGGAGUGGAACGGAGGGGGAAUGAAACCUGUAGUACAGAAAAUUGCAGAAUAUGAUGAGUACACAUUUCAGCAACAUGACAUUGGGACAACAGCUUGCGCAGGUAAAUGCAGUUUCAACAACCACCGUCUUGGUGUGAGAUCUACGGAGGUAGCAAUCACGUUGCAGAGCAAUGCCAAUGGUUAUCAACCACAGGCACAAAGGGAGCAACCCAAGCAGCAAACCGGAAACAUUAGUGUGGAGGAGAUGCUGAAAAAGAUUAUGGCUGAUCAAGCCCAGUUAGCUGCUGAUGUGAGGAAUAAUCAGUUAGCUACACAGAAUCUGGAGAAGCAAUUUGGGCAGUUUGCUUGUGCCCAAAAUUCACGACCGCAAGGAGGUUUGCCUGGAAACACUAACCCAAAUCCUAAACAGGUGAAUGCAUUAAACACACACAGUGGUUUGCAAUUAGAGGAGUUAACUCCUAAGGAAAGAAACACUGAAGUUAUAAACACAGAGAGUGAACCUAAAGAGGGUAAGCUUAAGGAGAAUGAAGUAGUUGCACCGGAAGAAAGUGUGCAAUCAAUAGUGAUACCACCCCUUCCAUUUCCUCAGAAGUUUAAGAAACAAAAGGAGGAUGAAUGUUUUGGUAAGUUUCUCUCUCUCCUGAAACAAGUUCACAUUAACUUGCCAUUGGUGGAUGUUUUGCAGGGUAUACCCAGGUAUGCUAAGUAUGUGAAAAAGAUCGUAGCAAACAAAAAGAGGCUGACAGAGUAUAAGAAUGUGGCACUUACUGAAGAGUUCAACUCCAGAAUUCAGAACAAGCUGCCCAUUAAACUAAAAGAUCCAGGUAGUUUUACUGUGCAGAUUACUAUAGGGCAAAGUAUCCAUGCUCGAGGGUUGUGUGAUCUAGGAGCGAGUAUAAACUUGAUGUCAACUUCUUUGUACAAAAAACUGGGGUUGGGUAGUCCUAAACCAACUACCAUAAUUUUGCAGUUGGCGGAUAGAUCUAUAGCUAGACUUGAGGGUGUUGUGGAAGAUGUGUUAGUACAAGUGGGAUAUCUGAUUUUCCCAAUAGACUUUGUAGUAUUGAAUUUCGAGCCUGAUCCUGAGAUCCAUUUCAUCUUAGGACGACCUUUCUUAGCGACUGGUAGGGCAAUGAUAGAUGUAGCAGUUGGGCAGCUUACUAUGAGAGCUCAUGAUAAAGUGGAGGUGUUUGAUGUAUACAAAGCCUUAAAAUUGCCAGCUGUGUAUAAUGAGUUGUCUUCCAUAACCGCGAUAAAUCUUGAGGCAGAAGCUAAAUAUAUUGCAGCUAAGGUUCCUCUAGAGUGA